AUGACGACGAGUUUGGAUCGGUGGGAGAAAGAUCCUUUCUUUGCGGCUGCCGAAGAAGUUCAGGAAUCUGCAGACAGGAUGGAGUCAGCUUACAGGACAUGGAUCCAUGGGAAACAAGAUUUUUCUAAUGUAUGGAACUCUGACCAGUUUCACAGAGAUCUUCAAGCCGCUCUUGGAACCACCAAAUGGCAGUUAGAUGAGUUUCAACGAGCUGUUAAAUCUAGCUAUGAAAAUGCUUUGAGUGACGAAACUCGACAUAGGCAUCGUGAGUUUACUUUCGUUAUGGAAACUCAGGUGGCGAAAAUCGAGAAAUCGCUCAAAGAAGCGGCGCAGUCUGAUGGUAAAGGGACUCCGAGAUGGGUGCGUUUGGAUGAAGAUGAUCGUAAUGAGCUUGCCCUCUUCUUGACUGGACCAACUGAUUCCGAAAAGAAACAACUUUCGACAAAUCAUGGCAAACCAAUAAUGCCUCAUGGACAUCGAAGGACGGCAAGUGCUACUGCUGACAUUGGAGCUUGGAACAUUGCCGUUUCUGAUGACGGUUUAUUGCAUAAAACUUCAGAUGAGCCACUGGUUCGACCUCCGCGGAAAGUACCUAGCGUCUCUGGGUUCCUAAAUUAUAUGGAGCCUGGGUCCAAAAACUGCGUUAGAAAGUGGAAGGCUGCAGAUCGUCAAGGAGACGCUGAUGCUGCGUUAUUACCUAUCCAAUCGAACCAGCAAGUCAUGAAUGGAUGUUUUGAGAGAGACAAAAGCUGUAUGGAGUGUGAGGAGGACUGUUACGAUAAACAGCUUCACGGUUGGUAUGGAGCAAUACAGAGGCAACUUCAACGGUCUCAGUAUCAAAUGCGAUAUAGUAAACCUGUUCAUGCUGCAAUUUGGAUUCUUCUUUUACUUUUUCUGAUAGUGGUAGUCGCAGUUCAUACAAUGUAG
Arabis nemorensis is the source of this 927-nucleotide messenger RNA. The record is from the annotation of a GenBank genome assembly. NCBI's taxonomy places the organism in Eukaryota, Viridiplantae, Streptophyta, Magnoliopsida, Brassicales, Brassicaceae.